Impatiens glandulifera is the source of this 2589-nucleotide messenger RNA. RefSeq names its product E3 ubiquitin-protein ligase UPL5-like. The transcript has 3 exons. Gene Ontology annotation, biological process: proteasome-mediated ubiquitin-dependent protein catabolic process; positive regulation of protein catabolic process; protein polyubiquitination. NCBI's taxonomy places the organism in Eukaryota, Viridiplantae, Streptophyta, Magnoliopsida, Ericales, Balsaminaceae. Gene Ontology annotation, molecular function: ubiquitin-protein transferase activity; protein binding. The record is from RefSeq and is a predicted model, not a curated record. Bases 6 to 2495 code for a protein of 829 amino acids.
UUGAUAUGAUGCCCAACGGUAGUAGGUUAGUCCUAAUUGUGAAUCCAGAGGAUUCAGUGAAAUCGGUUCACGAUUAUAUCGAGACAUUAACCAAUAUACCACCUACCGAGCAAAGACUGAUACAUCAAGGAGAACAGCUACAAUGGGAACAGUCAUUACUUGAAUCAUCUGUACAAAACAAUUCAGUUCUUCAAUUGUUCGUCAGAAAUCGUAGCACUUAUCUCUUAGAAGCCUGGCAAAUGGGUUGUGAUUUGAGAUUAUUCAUCUUCGAUUUGUACAAAGGCAAUGCAACCCUUUCUUCAGAGUUGGUAAAUUCGAUGUUAUUGGGGUUCUUAACAAAGAUAAAGGAUUAUAAUGGCACAUCUGUUAGAUAUCUUCAAGUAUUUUUUUCCUUAGGUUUCACUAAAGCUAUAGUAAUGCUCUACUUAUCUGAUAGACCAAACACAGAGUUUUUUUCUGAAUUCAUUGGAAAUAUCAUUUAUAUUUGUCACGAAGGGUAUGAUAAUCCAAAGUCUCCUCCACACAUCAUUUAUGCACUCAUAUUGUUUGAAUUAUUCAAAACACUCCGUCUAGCUCUUCAUAGUAAUCACUAUGUUAACGUAAAGUGGAUCAUCAGUAAUUAUGGGGUUUGUAGGAAUGCUCUUUGCUCAAAUCUGAAGUAUGUCCAACUUACUUGGGAUUCAAAGGACGAUAAUACUUGUUGGAUUGAGGAUAACUGUCAGAUUUUCUUUGAAGAUAUUUUCUCAUUUUUUCAAGAUGACAUCACUAUGUUAUUGAAUAGUUUAUCAUCUGAAAUAGUGCCCCCUAUAAGUAGUUCUUUUGAUCAAUUAGAUGAGGUCUGUUAUUUGGGAGAUUUAUGUGUCCCCUUGCAAUCUGUGAUAAUGCAACAACUGGGUUUAGGGCCAUUGGUAUCUUUGUCAUCUGCUGAAAUUGAACUUGAUGAUAGACUUAAGUGUCAUUUUAAGGAGAUCAAGUUCAUUUAUGAUGUCUGUAUUGACUUACUUGAGAAAAUUGAUGUACAUCUUGAAAAAAUAGAGAACUUGUUGUCUAUCAAAUCAAAAAGAGAACUUAAUAAUUUUGAUCUGCCUGGGUUCUAUUACUUUUCUACUUUGAAGAUCAUACAUUGUUUAUCAAAAGUUUAUUCGGGAGCCAGUGAAAUGUUUCACAGAAAAUUGAAGGAAAGAAAGAUUGCACUCAACUACCUAUUAAUGUAUAAGACUAAGACUAAAGAGAUAGUAGCAUGGAUUUCUGAGUACGAUGAUGUGAUUGAUUUUAAGUCUAGGAGAAAGUUAGUAAGGAACAUGUUUCCCAAACUAACACAUGUUGUUGAUGAUGAUGAUGGUGAUUUUGUUGAUGAUGAUGUUGUUAUGGAUGAUGUCGUUGUUGAUGAUGGCAACUUGAACACAAUUAUCAUAGAGAGGUCUAAGUUGUUAGAAGAAUCAUUCAAUUCUUUUUCCCUUACAAGUUCGGUAGUGUUGAAAAGUAAUUUCUCUAUAAAGUUUAAAAAUGAGGUAGCGCAUGGUCCAGGUGUAGUUCGAGAAUGGUUGUUCUUGGUAUGCCAGGAUAUCUUUAAUCCAUCAUCAAAUGACUUAUUCGUGGCAUGCCCGUCUGAUCUCAGAAGAGUUUAUCCAAAUCCUGCUUCUAAGGUGAAGUCUUAUUCACGCCUUAAGUAUUAUAAAUUUGCUGGAAAUGUGAUUGGACUUGCAUUGCAACAUAAGAUUCAAGUAGGCAUUGUGUUUGAUCGUGUUUUUGUCAACCUAUUAGCUGGUAAAACUACUUCUCUCGAGGAUAUUCAAGAUGCUGAUCCACAGUUCUACAGUAGUUGCAAGAAAAUUAUUGAGAUGAGCGCUGAUGAAGUAGAUUCUGAUGUAUUGGGGCUAACGUUUGUGCACGAAUUUGAAGAUGAAUUUGGAUCGAGGAAAGUGGUUGAGCUUUGUCCUGGAGGACAAAAUGUGGCUGUAAAUAGUAGAAAUAGAAAACAGUUUGUUGAUCUUCUUAUUCAACAUGUUUUCGCCACAUCAAUUGCUCAACAGGUGGCCCGAUUUUCUGAUGGUUUUUCAAAUAUAUUGUUGGAUUGGGAACACCGACAAUUGUUUUUCGAUUCUUUAGAGCUGAAGAAUCUUGAUAAGUUGUUGUUGGGUAAAGGAAAUGCUAUUUCAGUUAGAGAUUGGAAAAUACACACUCUUUACCAAGUUUACAAAAAAACUGAUCCUCAAAUAGUUUGGUUCUGGAAGAUAGUGCAAAACAUGACGCUAGAGCAAAGAAGGCACCUCAUGUUCUUUUGGACCUCGGUGAAGUAUUUACCAAUUGAUGGAUUUUGUGGCUUGGAACGGCUGUGGAUUGAAAGAUCAUUCGAAAGUGAGGAUCAUCUGCCUUCAUCUCAUACAUGCUUCUACAAACUAUUCCUCCCACCAUACUCUUCGAUGGACAUUAUGAAGGACCGCUUACAUACCAUCGCCCAAGAACAUAUUAGCAACAGUUAUGGCAUGGGGUGACUUUUGCAAGCAGAUCAUAGAAUAGUAAGUAAAGAUCUUUUAUUGUUAUUAUUUUGUUUAAUUUAGAAUAUUUAACUUGUUCAUGUCUAGUCUA